This is a messenger RNA of Oldenlandia corymbosa var. corymbosa, 833 nucleotides long. Lineage: Eukaryota; Viridiplantae; Streptophyta; Magnoliopsida; Gentianales; Rubiaceae. The record is from the annotation of a GenBank genome assembly.
AGCAUUUCCAGAGUCUUAGCAGAUGUAAGAAUCUUGACUGAAGUUGGGUUUAUGUCGCAGGGCAUCCGUACAUCUACAUUAAUUCGUUAGUUGACUGUUAGACUAUUUGCUUGUACCAUAACGAUAACUGCAGCAUUUUGUUCAAACCAUAUCAGUUUUUCACUUCAUGGCUUCAUAACCGAUUUUCGCCCACACACACACACACACAUAUAUAUAUAUUUCUUUCUUCAUGAAGGUAACUGGAAACAUCACUUCCUUUUCUCUGACAAAAAAAAAAAAAGCAAACUUCUCUUUAUCAGCCACAAGAGAUGGAUAAGUCAAAGUCAAAGUCGAAGUCCAAAUCUGUUAUUGAGGAGCCUCAGGGGUCAACAUUGCAAGAAAGGAAGCAACAUGCAGAGAAGGAACAACAGGCAGUGGAAAAGGAAGUGGAGGAGCUUCUGACUUGGACUGAUAUGGUUGAAGGCAUGGAUGAGUCACAACUGAAAAACUACGUGAAGAAUCGGCCGAAGCACUUGAAGACUGCAAAAAGAGAGAAGAUUGGGAAGAGCAGAAGGGUAAAUGAAUGAUGCUUAUGUGUGUGGGCUAAUUUUCCAGCUGUAACAGCCUCUUGUCAAGUUGAACAUCUCUUUUUGUUUUACUCUUUGCAGUCUAAAGGGGUGGAAAAAUGUAAAAGGUCUGGUAGUAGCGGAAUUAUGGCUGCUGUUUGGAAGUUCCAUAAAGAAGGCGAUCCCGGCUCUUUCUAGUAUCUAUGAUUUGCUUAGUAUUCAAUGUAAUUUCCAUUUUCAGUUGAUUUCUUCAGAUUAUAAAGAAGAAUGGAGCAUCUUUGCUUUUUA